AUGGAGGAUUCGGAGGUUGAAGAAGGCGGUGACGGUGUGAAUUAUAGUGCAAAUUUCGUGACAGACAAGGUUUUUCGAACGUUUGAUGAAGCAGUUACAUGGGUGGAUGCUGUUUCCAUUAAUUUGGGAUUUAUUUUGGUGAAAGCGUCUUUCAACAAAAACAGAGAUGGUCGACCAUAUCGAUAUUUGAGAUGUGAUCGGGGACGAAGAAGUAAGCCGAGAGAUCUUGAGAACGCAAUAAGGAAGGACACGAAAACCAAAGCCAAUGGUUGUCCUUUCUACAUCAAGAUAUCUUACAAUUUUGUCAACGACUGUUGGUUUAUCACGGCGAAAAAUGAUGUAAUUGGGACCCACAACCAUCCAAUGAUUGCGUAUCCAGAGGGGCAUCGUAAAAUAAGCGGGUUAAGCCCGGAAGCGAAGCAGGUUGUGCGUAACAUGACCAAGUCUAAGGUAGUACCGCGUAACAUUAUGGCGACUAUUGCCGAGCAAUUUCCUCAGGAUCAUCCAAACAUCAGACACAUUUACAACUGCCGAAAUUACUUCAGAACCGAGAUGUCAGAUGGGAGAGGAUUUGUUCAGCAGUUUCUACAUUUGGCUAGACAGAGUCAGUAUGUCUACUGGGUAUUGUCUGAUGAUCAAGGCGUUUUACAACACGCCUUCAUGGCGCAUCCAGUCAUGGUAGACAUCCUACGGACGUACCCGUAUGUGAUCGGUAUGGAUUCCACAUACAAGACCAACCAAUACGGAAUGCCGUUCUUUGAGAUAGUUGGUGUGACACUGACAAAUCAAAAUUUCCUCGUCGGUUACGUCUUCAUUCGCAACGAGUGCACGGCCAACUAUCGAUGGGUUUUGCAGAGAUUGAGAGACUUGAUCGGGUUUGAUAAGGAACCGUCGGUUUUCUUGACUGAUCGUGAGCUGGGGCUAGUUGCGGCAUUGAGGGAAGUGUUUCCAGGGACCUCGCACUUACUUUGUCGAUGGCAUAUUAACAAAGAUGUUGAGGCUCAUGUCACUGAUAUGUUCAAAAACAAAAAGCCUCCAGGUUCUUUGGAUACCGUAUGGGCCCGAGUUCAUUGUCACAUUAGUAAUCAGAUCAUCGCUAUUCGUAAUGAUUUGGAGGCAUCUAGGUCGAAGAUUGGUCAGAAGUACUGA
Chenopodium quinoa (quinoa) is the source of this 1149-nucleotide messenger RNA. RefSeq names its product protein FAR1-RELATED SEQUENCE 5-like. NCBI's taxonomy places the organism in Eukaryota, Viridiplantae, Streptophyta, Magnoliopsida, Caryophyllales, Amaranthaceae. Gene Ontology annotation, biological process: regulation of DNA-templated transcription. The record is from RefSeq and is a predicted model, not a curated record. The coding region runs from base 1 to 1149 and encodes 382 amino acids. The transcript has 3 exons.